This is a messenger RNA of Pararge aegeria (speckled wood butterfly), 2426 nucleotides long. Its product is annotated as fatty-acid amide hydrolase 2-like. Bases 319 to 1989 code for a protein of 556 amino acids. The transcript is spliced from 13 exons. NCBI's taxonomy places the organism in Eukaryota, Metazoa, Arthropoda, Insecta, Lepidoptera, Nymphalidae. The record is from RefSeq and is a predicted model, not a curated record.
CACAACAAUCAACAAAUCACAAUUCACAACAGAGAAUCAUAAGAGAAUCUCAAUAUUUUUUACCUGAGAUCUCGUGAAUGAAAUAAUAAAAAGUUUUAUGGAGUAUUUGUAGAGUUAAUUACUGGUAUAAUUAUAGCACUUUAAUUUAUUAGGGUCAGUGCUCUUAAUUAUAAAGUACGUAACACGACGCGGACGUAUUGGUCGCUUGUCAUUACAUUACAUUUACGAAGAAUUUUAUUGAAUACGCUGCAAAACUCGGCGACUUUACGACGGGUUUUUAUUGAAUUUUCUUCGAAAAAUAUCCCACGGCUCAUUAAAAUGUCUAGAGAAAAGGUGCCUAGAGAAAAAGUUUCUAGAGAAAGAGAUACUAAAAAGGAAAGAUCCCACAGACGUAAAAGCAAAACAAACAGAAUAUGCAAAGAAGUGAUGUUAAAUAUACUUAAGAAACUUUUCUUUUUCUUCCGAACCUGCUUUGAUAUGUUCGUCAACUAUGUAUUCUCUUUUUACUGGGAUGGAACACACCAAGCCAUACCGGAUUUGGAUAAAAAACAUGCUGUACUUAAAGAAAGCGCUACAAAGUUAGCUGAGAAGAUAAAAAAUAAGGAAUUGAAAUCUGAAGAACUUGUUAUGGCUUGCAUUGAAAGAAUUAAACUGGUCAACCCGUUCUUGAAUGCGGUAACAGACGAAAGGUACGAGGAUGCCCUAAAGGAGGCGCGGGAGGUCGACAAACAAAUAGAGGCUGGGCUAUCCGAAGAGGAUACAAAGAAACCAUUUUUGGGUGUUCCAUUCACGGCAAAAGAGAGCCAUGCAGUUAAAGGCAUGCUGCACACUCUGGGGAUCAUUUCACGCAGGAACGUGCGCGCAGACGAGGACGCGGAGUGUGUUCGGCUCAUGAGGGCGGCCGGCGCCAUUCCCGUCGCGGUCACCAAUGUGCCGGAGAUCAAUAAGUGGCAAGAAACUCGUAAUAUGCUGUUCGGACAGACGAACAACCCGUACCAUACCGGGCGCACUUCGGGCGGGUCCAGCGGCGGCGAGGCGGCCCUGUGUGCAGCGCUGGCUAGUCCCAUAUCACUGUGUUCUGAUAUCGGUGGCUCGACCCGCAUGCCCGCAUUCUACUGCGGCCUGUACGCACUCAACCCGACUGCCGAACACACCAGUAUGAAAGGUUCGACUCUCCGUUCGGGCAGGGACCCCACCAUGGCGUCCAUCGGGUUCGUCAGCAAGCACUGCGAAGACCUGAUCCCGUUGACCAAGGUCGUGGCGGACGAGAAAGCACACCUGCUGGAUUUGGACAGACAAGUCCACGUCAAGGACCUGAAGUUCUAUUACGUGGAGAGUGUAAAUGAUCUGCGCAUCAGUCCUAUCGGCGGCGAUCUCAAAAAAGCUAUGAAAAAAGUAAUAUACAAGCUGUCAUCUCAAGCUGAAACCACAGACAAAGCACCCAAGCCGUAUUACCACGAGGGGUUUAACCACGCCUUUGCUCUGUGGCGCCACGGCAUGACCAAAGAGGCGGACUCGUUUGCACAACUGCUCGCAAACAACGAAGGUGAAGCCAACGGACUUGUGGAGUUGGGCAAAAAGCUAAUAGGCGCAUCGCAGUUCACCCUGGCGGCAAUUAUAAAGCUACUCGACGACCAAGUGUUGCCCCCAGUGCCGGCGACUUGGGCGGACGACCUCACUCAACAACUCAAGGACGACCUCGUUGAAACCCUGGGCUCGGAUGGAGUGCUGCUCUUCCCGUCGGCGCCCUACCCCGCGCCCUACCACUACGCACCUUUCCUGCGCCCCUUCAACUUCGCGCUGUGGGGGGUGUUCAACUCGCUCAAGUUGCCCGUCGCACAGGUACCCCUUGGCCUCAACUCCGACGACCUCCCGCUCGGCUUACAAGUGGUGGCAGCACCGAAACAGGACGCCCUGUGCGUCGCCGUCGCCGACCACAUCGGGAAAAUGUUCAAGGGCUACGUACCGCCUUGCCAAGUUCCCGAGUAGUGUGGGCGCGUCUUUAUGCCCUCCGAAAACAAGUAUAAUUAAAAUCGGCCUAAUGAGAUAACGUUAAAAUCCACUUAACAAGCUUAUCACUGCUGCCAAACAGCAUUGCCGUGUUCCGGUGUGUAGGAAGUAGUUGCCGCUGUAAUUACAAGCGGCUUAAAACCUUUUUUGUAAAUUCUAUACAGAGAAAAUGCCUGACGCAUACCACUCCGUUGGGGGAAACGGAGUAGUUAUGUGAGACUUGCACCCACUAAAAACUCUUGUGUGUCCCUCGAUACACCUUCAAGGGAUUCACUUGCGUAUUCACCGCACUCUCGCCAAAUGCGGCCUAAUACCUGCACCUUAAAUUUGUAUAUAUUUUAUGUGUUAUGUUUAAGUACUUUUGAUUCUGUUUUGUUUUUCUUUAUGACAAUAAAGCGUUUUUUCAUUUUUCAUUU